AACAAAGUGGGUCAUGUUAGAAAAAAAAUAGGAAAAGGGAAAAAAUGCAAUCAACAACUAUAAGAGAAAAAGUACAACAAUAACUAAAAGUUAUAAGUAAAAAGAUUUUUUUAGAAAGAUGAAAAAAACUUAAAAAGAAAGUGGGUUGCCUCCCAUAAGCCGCCCAAUUUAACGUCUUUGACUAGACAAAAUUUACUACUUGCCAAUACAUAUACUCUUAAACCAUCAAGUAUUAAGAGAAGUGCCAUGAGGUUCUUAAAAACAUGCAAAUAGAUAAAAAUAAGAUAAGCAUAAGUACUCUGAUUUCAGCUUUGGUUGUCAAUUUCUACACCAAGAUUGUCACGGGAUGCUCAAAUAAGAACCUAAACUCAGAUCCUAAGUGCAUAUUUUAUACUUCAAACAUAAAAAAAAAUCAGGUCCUUAUGACAUUCUUCACUUUGAAACCAAAGUUCAGCAAUAAGGGGUCAAUAUUAUAUUUGCACAAACAAGCUAGAAGCUUAUAAAAUUAGUUCCUGUGCAAAAUUUACCAAGAAUAGUUCAAAUUUCAGAAGUAUAAGCACUUAGGGAACUCAAAAUCAGCUUGGUUUUAAGCAAAAUGUAGCAGUUUUUUUUUCAAAACUAAAGCAGUUCAAAACAGAUUUUCUGCAAAUUCAGCCUUUAGGGCACUAAAAUCAGCUUGUAAAAAUAUGUUAAAUUCUCCCAAAUCAGUUCCUAACUUCCUAUGCAAGUUUUUGAUGAUUAAAGUUCACAAUCCAACAAAUAGGCAUCUAGGAACUCAAAUUCAGCAUGAAAAUCAAGCAAAGAUGUUGCAGAUUUUUCCACAAAAACAGCAGUGUAGGUCUGAAUUUCAGCAAAUUCAGCUUCUAAACCUCAAAAAUCAGCAUAUAAACAUCAUGAUAUGCUUCAAAAUAUUAUCCCUAAGCAAAAUAUAGCAAUCAUGGUUCAUAUUUCAAGCAUAUGAGCACAUAUUUAGAAGCAUAUGAGCAGUUCUAGAGACAAAAAUCAGCACAUACAUUAAGUUAAAAAGUGCAGAUUUUAAGAAAAAUCAGCAACUUUAAAUCAAAUUUUAGAGCAAUGCUGUUUUUUUUGUUCUCUUGCAAAACAAUCAUCCGGAUGCAUAAGACUUAACUUCAUCACCUGGAGCACUUAGAAUCGACAUACUUGACAUAUAUCACCAAGAAUCCACAAGUAAAAGUUUUGAACAUGGUGCUCAGUUUGCAAAUUUAGAAGUAAAUAUUCAAGACACAUUGCAAAAAUCAACUUUAAGAGCAAAACUUCAGCAUGCAAACUAAGAAUUUAAGUGCAAGUUUUUUAGCAAUCAGUGUGGACUGUGGACAGAGAAUCAUUUGUGAAAAAAAACACCAUAGCUCAUUCAAAUCAACACAUAGCCUGUCUUAGCAACAUUUAGCAAGCAAGAAAGCACAAAAUAAUGUUCAAAAUGCAGAUUUUCUGAAAAAUGGUACCAAAUUCUUCACAAAAUAGCAUAUUGAUCACAAAUUUCAGCAUAAACACAAAGAACAUUGCUGAUUUCAGUUUGCUCUAGCUUUCCUAAUCUCAAUUGUAGAAAUUAAACAAGGAAACAGAUAUGAACAAAAGAAAGAAGCUACUUCUAGAACAAAUUUUCUAACAAACAAAGAACACAAGCACAUGCUAAAACGAUUUCUUAGAAUAUUUUCCCUGGCAACGGCGCGAAAAUUUGUUGAAGAUUUAUCGUGCAGUCCAAAACAAAUUAAAAAUUUAUAAAAUAUCCUUGUUGUGCGGUCCAAACCCAACUUAUCAAUGAAACUAUGGGUGCUUCUACCAAUCUUGAAGGACUAAAUGCCCCGAGGAGAGGUUGCACUAAUGAAGCUAUUCAAGGUGCAAGUUCUAAUGUAGCCACUUAUCUACGCCAAAGAAGGUCUACUUCCGGAACAUCAUUGACUGCUCAAGAAUCUCAAGGUGGUGAUGGUCAUGGUGAGGUAGAUGUGUUGCCACAUGAUGAUGAUGUGGAAGAUGACUUUGGACAAGCACCACCUUCCCCUCCUCAUAGUGUCCAAAAUGCAAGCAAUGACGUUUUUUAUUCCAUCUUUCUUGAAGAUUUCUGAGACUUUGUUGUCAAGCAAUGACUUUUUCAAUUCUACGUUUCUUGAGGGUUUUUAAAAUUUAAACUUUAUCUGCAACAUAUAACGUGAUAUGUUUAUAUUGGUGUUACUAAUGUAUAGCAAUUAGCAUUUACUGCUAGUCACCUUAUAGUCACUAGGUCGCCUAGGCGCCUAGGCGUCAUUGCGGUACACUAGCACUGCAACUCACCUUGGCGACGUGAUAACUAUGGUUAUGAUGGAUUGAAGAUUAUAUCUUUUGUACAAUUCAUAGGUUCAUUAAGUUGGGUCUUGGUUUUUAUCUUUUAUUUUAUAGUGCAUUUUGUUUUUGGUUAGGUUUGUGCCUUCCAGGUUCUAUCUAAGAUUCUCCCAAGUAGAAUAGUGCUCUGAGUAAUGAUAACACUAUUGCUUCAUUAGUAGUAAUGGCUAAGAGAAUUACUAAACCCAUUUGACUGCGGGCUCGUAAUGAUAGUUCGAAACUUUGAAUCUCUUGGCCCAAUAGAAAUGCUAAGAUACACAAACAAAUACUCCGUAUUACCUGCAUGAUUGUUUCCCAAUUGAAGUCUUAAACUGCCAAUUCAAUCAUCAUAAAAUAAUAUUCUUGAAUGUCAUGCAUCCCACUUAUAGUAGAGCUUAAAAUCACUGUCCUUAGGGAACUCGCCUCCAGCAAAGCGAAACCCAACAACGUCGACUUUCCAAGUGGAGUACGUCUCAUUCACGGCAUAAUCGUUGCGGGCGUCAUAAACCGCGAAGCUUUUGGAUUUGGUGCCCCAAUUGAAAUCGCACCAGAACAGAGUCGUAGCCCAGACGUUAACGCGGAACCGAAUCUCGCGCUCUUGGUUCUCCCCCAUGGUCCACACCCCCAGAUCAUCGGAUUUAGAUCGGCAGUGCACCUGCAGGUUCGGAGCAUGGAGCGAAUUGUUGGCCGGGAUAGAAUCUUGAAUCCGCACCACCUUUUUCGGGAGGAUAAGGCUAGCGGCACUGGCGAUCUGCGGCGGCGCUACUGUUGCGCAAGAGANCACCAGAACAGAGUCGUAGCCCAGACGUUAACGCGGAACCGAAUCUCGCGCUCUUGGUUCUCCCCCAUGGUCCACACCCCCAGAUCAUCGGAUUUAGAUCGGCAGUGCACCUGCAGGUUCGGAGCAUGGAGCGAAUUGUUGGCCGGGAUAGAAUCUUGAAUCCGCACCACCUUUUUCGGGAGGAUAAGGCUAGCGGCACUGGCGAUCUGCGGCGGCGCUACUGUUGCGCAAGAGACGAAAAACGUGAUGAAUAGGAAAGCUGAUUUUGAAGAAAUCUUAUGGCCCGUU
This is a messenger RNA of Cuscuta campestris, 3385 nucleotides long. The record is from the annotation of a GenBank genome assembly. Lineage: Eukaryota; Viridiplantae; Streptophyta; Magnoliopsida; Solanales; Convolvulaceae.